This is a messenger RNA of Lepidothrix coronata (blue-crowned manakin), 1557 nucleotides long. It is a transcript of the gene MYOZ2, whose product is annotated as myozenin 2. The transcript is spliced from 9 exons. Gene Ontology annotation, molecular function: telethonin binding; actin binding; FATZ binding. The record is from RefSeq and is a predicted model, not a curated record. Gene Ontology annotation, cellular component: actin cytoskeleton; Z disc. The coding region runs from base 191 to 1354 and encodes 387 amino acids. NCBI's taxonomy places the organism in Eukaryota, Metazoa, Chordata, Aves, Passeriformes, Pipridae.
AGGAUCAGCCCCCAGUUUGUCUCAGUACUAGGUACCAUGCAGAUCCAAGCACAAGGGUACAAACCACCCAGGACCAGGCAGGUCAGCCCCAUGCAUAACUAACUCCUGAAGCUUCAGCUAAAGCCUUGAGGCCGCUUUUUAUCUGCACAACCAAACAGUAGGCAAGGAAAAAUCGUAUCAGCAAAUCACAAUGUUAUCAGAUUCUGCCCUGAUCAAAGAGAGGAAAGAACAAGCAUCAGCCAUUAUGGAUGAAAUACACAGCAAUGCCUCACCCACCUUAAACCUGGGGAAAAAGGUCAGCACGCCCAGAGAUAUCAUGGUAGAGGAACUCUCAACACUCAGCAACAGAGGGGCCAGACUCUUCAAGAGGCGCCAGCGGAGAUCUGAUAAAUACACAUAUGAAAAUUAUCAUUACGUAGCAAACAAGCCAAGAAAUCGUGGGGAGCCCAUCCCGAGCGUGAGAAUGGACGGCCUCAGUGUGGAAGGAAUUCCCCAGCACGCCCCAAUGACACCUCCCAACACCCCCGACCCCCGGAGCCCACCACACCCUGACAACAUUGCCCCAGGAUAUUCUGGACCACUGAAAGAAAUUCCUCCUGAAAAGUUCAACACUACUGCUGUGCCCAAGUAUUAUCAGUCUCCCUGGAUAGAAGCCAUUAGAGAUGAUCCAGAGCUGCUGGAAGCUUUAUAUCCUAAACUUUUUACACCGGAAGCAAAGCCAGAACUGCCUGACUACAGGAGCUUUAACAGUGUCUAUUUAGCCACCACUGGUGGUGUCUUCACCAUCGUUACGAUUCUGCCUGCCAAACGUGGGGAGCCCAUCCCGAGCGUGAGAAUGGACGGCCUCAGUGUGGAAGGAAUUCCCCAGCACGCCCCAAUGACACCUCCCAACACCCCCGACCCCCGGAGCCCACCACACCCUGACAACAUUGCCCCAGGAUAUUCUGGACCACUGAAAGAAAUUCCUCCUGAAAAGUUCAACACUACUGCUGUGCCCAAGUAUUAUCAGUCUCCCUGGAUAGAAGCCAUUAGAGAUGAUCCAGAGCUGCUGGAAGCUUUAUAUCCUAAACUUUUUACACCGGAAGCAAAGCCAGAACUGCCUGACUACAGGAGCUUUAACAGAGUUGCCACUCCCUUUGGUGGUUUUGAGAGAGCAUCAAAGCUGGUUAAAUUCAAGGUACCAGAUUAUAACCUACUGAUGCUAAACGACCCCAGAUUCAUGAUCCUUGCAAACCCUCUCGCUGCCAGAAGGUCCUUCAACAGGACUCCCAAAGGAUGGACGUCCGAGAACAUCCCUGUCGUGUUCAUCCAGCCCGCAGAGCCCAACCCCGUUCCAGAAACAGAGGACCUGUGAGAGAGCCUGCAUUCUACAUCCUACAAAAUGCUGGAAGCUGCACAUCCAUGUAUUUUUGGUCCAAAUAUUACUGAAGGCUACUGACAAAUUUUUUCCCUGGCAGCUGGAGUAUUAAGCAAUAAUGUCUGAUGCAGUGUCUCUUUUCUGGCACCAAGUUUCAGCUGUAAACACGAUAUAAAUAAAGUCAUUUGGAAAAUAUGACA